Molecule: messenger RNA, 6862 nt
Organism: Archocentrus centrarchus (flier cichlid)
Lineage: Eukaryota; Metazoa; Chordata; Actinopteri; Cichliformes; Cichlidae
Product: NACHT, LRR and PYD domains-containing protein 3-like
Exons: 18
Coding region: 231-4547 (1438 amino acids)
Molecular function (GO): protein binding
Source: RefSeq, a predicted model, not a curated record
UUGAGCUGAGUUUCAGACCAAAAGGAAAAUUCAGUCAAGACAGUCAUUCUAAACAGUUUAUGGUCAAAGACGAGGCUCAAUCCACGCCAGACAAACUGAGCCUGAGCGUUUUACUCAGGAUGACGCAUCACUGAUCAGCAGAGGAUCUGUGAAUACAGCGGUUGAGUUUCUCACUGAAGUUGGGAGUUUAGUGGCACUUCAGUGCAGCAUGAAAAGAUUUGAGCUCUGCUAUGGAUCUUCCUGAAGAGCUAAAUGAGGGAAUCCUGCCCUCUGAAAACACUCUACCGGAGAAACUUUGUGGGCCCGAUGAAGCUCAGGGGUCUGAGGCAGGGUGGCCUGACUGUCCUCCACCCAGCUCUGUUUCAGUGAUGAGUGACCACUCAAAGGAGCCGCCUCUCGCUUUUAACAGACAGCAGUCUUCUGAUAUAGAGUCUGAGGAGGAGCAUCCUGACUCUCCUCCACCCAGCUCUGUUUCAGUGAUGAGUGACCACUCAAAGGAGCCGCCUCUCGCUUUUAAAAGACAACAAUCUUCUGACACAGAACUACAGCAGGAGAUGUCAGAGGUUCAUGGUGGUGCAUCUUUUGUGGAGCAUCAAACAGACAUGCAAUCCAUAUUUAAGUUGCUUGAGGAGAGCAUUUUCAUGUUCAUGAAAGACGAGCUGAUGAGGAUGCAAAGGGUUUUAAAAUCAGAGUGUCUGGAUGAAGAAAUGAACACUGGAGCAGAUGAGGGGAUGAGGAGCAGCAGAGAGGCAUUUCUGAAAAUUGCACUGCACUUCCUGAGGAGAAUAAAGCAAGAGGAGAUGGCUGACACUCUGCAGAGCAAAUCACCUGUGAUGUGUCAGCAUAAACUUAAGUCCAGUUUAAAAAGGAAGUUCCAGUGUUUGUUUGAGGGGGCUGCAAAAACACAAAGCCCAACCUUUCUGAAUGAGAUCUACACAGAGCUCUACAUCACUGAAGGAGGGACUGGAGAGGUCAGCAAUGAACACGAGGUCAGACAGAUUGAAACCACUGCGAGAAAACCAGUCAGACCAGAAAGAACAAUCACAUGUGAGGACAUUUUUAAAGCUUCACCUGGAAGAGAUGAACCAAUCAGAACAGUGCUGACAAAGGGAGUGGCUGGCAUUGGGAAAACAGUCUUAACACAGAAGUUCACUCUGGACUGGGCUGAAGACAAAGCCAACCAGGACAUCCAGUUCAUGUUUCCUUUCACUUUCAGAGAGCUGAAUCUGCUGAAGGCCUCAAAGUUCAGCUUGGUGAAACUCAUUCAUCAAUUCUUUCCUGAAACCAAAGAAGCAGGAAUCUGCUGGUUUGAAGACUUCCAGGUUGUGCUCAUCUUUGAUGGUCUGGAUGAGUGUCGACUUCCUCUGGACUUCUACAACACUGAGAUCCUGACUGAUGUUACAGAGUCCACCUCAGUGGAUGUGCUGCUAACAAACCUCAUCAGGGGGAACCUGCUUCCAUCCACUCGCCUCUGGAUAACCACACGACCUGCAGCAGCCAAUCAGAUCCCUCCUCAGUGUGUUGACAUGGUGACAGAGGUCAGAGGAUUCACUGACCCACAAAAGGAGGAGUACUUCAGGAAGAGAUUUGGAGAAGAGCAAGAAGCCAGCAGGAUCAUCUCCCACAUCAAGACUUCACGAAGCCUCCACAUCAUGUGCCACAUCCCAGUCUUCUGCUGGAUCACUGCUACAGUUCUGGAGGAUGUGCUGAAAACCAGAGCAGGAGGAGAGCUGCCCAAGACCCUCACUGAGAUGUACAUCCACUUCCUGGUGGUUCAAGCCAAACUGUGGAGUGUCAAGUAUCACCUUGGAGCUGAGACAGAUCCACACUGGAAUCCAGGGAGCAGGGAGAUGGUUUUGUCUUUGGGAAAAUUGGCAUUUGAGCAGCUGCAGAAAGGCAACCUGAUAUUCUAUGAAUCAGACCUGACAGAGUGUGGCAUCGACGUCAGAGUGGCCUCAGUGUACUCAGGGGUGUUCACACAGAUCUUUAAAGAGGAGAGAGGGCUGCACCAGGAGGUGGUGUUCUGCUUCGUCCAUCUGAGCGUUCAGGAGUUUCUGGCUGCUCUUUAUGUCUUUCUGACUUUGACAAACUCUGGUGUGAACCUGCUUCAGCCUAAAACCCGAUGGUUGAAUUUAUUCAGGGACAAAUCUAAGCUAUCAUACCUUUUCCAGAGUGCUGUGGAAAUGGCUGUACAGAGUCCAAAUGGGCACCUGGAUUUGUUUCUCCGCUUCCUCCUGGGCCUUUCCCUGCCAACGAACUUGACACUGCUUGGUGGGCUGAUGACUCACACAGGGAAUAUCUUGCAUGCCAAUCAGGAAACAAUUGAGUAUAUAAAGACCGUGGUCAAGAGGAAUCUGACUGCAGAGAGAAGCAUCAACCUGUUUCACUGUCUGAAUGAGCUGAAUGACCGUUCACUGAUAGAGGAGAUCCAGCAGUACCUGAACUCAGGAAGCCUUUCCACAGAUAAACUGUCUCCUGCUCAGUGGUCAGCUCUGGUCUUCAUCUUAUUGUCGUCAGAAGAAGAUCUGGAUGUGUUUAACCUGAAGAAAUACUCUGCUUCUGAUGAAGGUCUUCUGAGGCUGCUGCCAGUGGUCAAAGCCUCCAAUAAGUCUCUGUUGAAUGGCUGUAAUCUGACAGAGAGAAGCUGCGAAGGUUUGGCCUCAGUUCUCAGCUCUCAGUCUUCCAGUCUGAGAGACAUUAAUCUGAUGAACAACAACCUGCAGGACUCAGGACUGAAGGUUCUGUCUUCUGGACUGAAGGAUCCACAGUGCAGACUGGAAAAGCUGAGUUUGAACCAAAACAGUCUCACAGAGAAAUGCUGUCAAGAGCUAUCGUCAGUUCUCAGCACCUCUCAUCUGAGAGAGCUGGACUUGAGUUACAAUGAUCUGCAGGACUUGGGACUGAAGCAGCUCUCUGCUGGACUGAAAAGUCCAAACUGUAGACUGGAAACACUGAGCCUGAUUGGCUGUAAUCUUUCAGAGAAAAGUCACAAUGCACUGUCUUCAAUUCUCACCUCUACUCUGAGGGAGCUCGACCUGAGUGUCAACAACCUGCAGGAUUCAGGAGUGAUGAUAUUCUCUCAACAGGAAAAUCAACAUUGCAGACUGGAAACUCUCAGGCUGAUUCGAACUGGACUCACAGAGAAAUGCUGUCAAGAGAUGUCAUCGGCUUUAUGCACAAGGUCUUCUAGUCUGAGACUGCUCGACCUGAGUGACAAUGACCUGCAGGACUCAGGAGUAAAACUGCUCUGUGAAGGACUCACACAUCCACACUGUCCAGUUGAAAUUCUCAGGCUGAAUCAAACCAACCUCACAGAGAAAUGCUGCCUCGAAAUCUCAACAGUGCUCAGCUCCCAGUCCUCCAGUCUGAGAAAUCUGGACCUCAGUAACAAUGAUCUGCAGGAUUCAGGAGUGACAUUUCUCUCUGUUGGACUGGGAAGUCCGCAUUGCAUGCUGGAAACUCUCAGGCUGAGUGGCUGCAAAUUAUCAGAAAGAGCUUGUGAAGUUCUGAGGUCUGCUACUCUGAGAGAGUUGGACCUGAGUGAGAACAGCCUGCAUGAUUCAGGAGCCAAGCUUUUGUCAGCUAUGCUGACGAGCCCACACUGCAGACUGGAAACUCUUAGGUUGAAUCAAACGAGUCUCACAGAGAAAUGUGGUCAAGAUGUUUCGCUGGUUCUCAGCUCAAAGUCUUGUAGUCUGAGACACCUGGAUUUGAGCAAUAAUGAUCUGCAAGAUUCAGGUGUAAAACUGAUCUCUGAUGGACUGAGGAGUCCACACUGUAGACUGGUAAAAUUCAGAUUGUCGGGCUGUUCGAUCACAGCAGAUGGCUGUACUUCUCUGGCCUCAGCUCUGAGGUCCAACCCCUCCUAUCUGAAAGAGCUGGACCUCAGUUACAACCAUCCAGGAGAGUCAGGGGUGAAGCUACUGUCUGCAGGACUGAAGGAUCCACACUGGACACUGGAAGCUCUCAGUGAGGACCAUGGUGGUCUUCAGAGGCUGAAAUCUGGUCUGAGGAAGUAUGCAUGUGAACUAACACUGGACCCAAACACAGCCCACAAAAACGUUGUCCUGUCUGACAACAACAGAAAGGUCAGGCUGUCACCAGAGAAGCAGCCGUAUCCUGAACACCCGGACAGAUUCGACUGGUGCUACCAGCUGCUGUGCACAACCGGUCUGACUGGCCGGUGUUACUGGGAGGUGGAUAGGGAAAGAGGGGUCGAUAUUGGAGUGACUUACGGAAGCGUCAGAAGGAGGGGGGCUCGAGAUGGCAGCAGACUUGGAUGGAAUGAGAAGUCGUGGAAUUUGGAGUUCACUGAUACAUGCAUCUAUGCCUGGCACAAUAACAUUAGAACAGCUCUUCUUGCUCCUCCGUCACUUGGCUCUCACAGAGUAGGAGUGUAUCUGGACUGGACUGCCGGCACUCUGGCUUUCUACACAGUGUUGCCGGACUCACUAAUUCACCUGUACACCUUCUGUGGUGCUUUCACUGAACCCCUUUACCCUGGGUUUGGCAUCUUAUCACUAGAUUCAUUUGUGUCACUGUGUUAGAUACUCAACCCUUCAAAAAUUGCCUCUUCUCUCUUGAUUAAAACAUUAAUUAAAACCCACAUCUUAUAGGUCUCAGUAAUGAUCAUAUUUUAUUGUGAAAAAGAAAUUCUGGACAAUAUUUCAUAAAUGUUAAAAAAGAGACACAUGAGGGUGUAGAAAGUUAGAAUAUGAUAAAGAAAAUGCACCUGUAUGCAGUUUUAGUAUUUUAAUGUCAAAAUGCCAAAAAUUGAUUCUUUUCCUGUUAAUUUUAGUUAAAUAUUUUCACAAGAAAUUUGUCUCUGAAUUCAAAAAGUGUAUCUAUACUCAGCUUAGUAUGCUGCCUAUAUCACAUUUAUCAAAUUUUUAAAAACAUUUUUAAUUUAUGUGGUGCUGGUGGGGAUUUCUGAUUCAUAAAGGUUGCUGGUCCAAAGGUCCAAACUGUUCACUGGAAAAUCUCAAGUCAGAUCAAGUUGUAAUUCAUUUUUAAGGAUUUCAAUGGGAUCCAUUUAUUUAAAUUCCCUCUCUCAUAGUAUGUAAUACACACAGAUAAGAACUCACACACAGAAGUCUAAAUAUGAUAUAUUCUGUUAUUUUUUUCUACAGCACUGCUGUUGUUUAUCAGGCUCUGUGGCCUACUACACAGGACGUAAGCGACUGGGUGUUGGUACGAACUCUGUUUCCAACAAAACCCAGUUCUCUUUUCUUAAGCACUUAUGGAAUUCAGAAUCACAUGGUGGCUGAGGCCCAUCCCAGGUGACCUUGGUCAAGAGGCUGUGUACACCCUGAAAAAAAAUCAAGUCUAUUACAGGGCUAACACAGAGAGAAUGACAAUAAUUCAGACUCAUAUUUGCAACUGUAACCAAUUUAGAAUCAUCAGUUAUCCCAUGUAAGUUUUCCAUCAUAGUUAUCCCACAUAUGGGAGGAAGCUGGAGUACCAGAAGACAACUGGUGCAGGAAUAAGGGGGACAUGCACACAAAGAGUUGGUUGUAGUACUGAUUCAACUUCUUUACUCAAGUAAAAGUGAAAAAGUACAGGCUCUAAAAUGUACUCAAAGUAAGAAAUUAAAAUGUAGCUCUUUGGAGGACGUUUCUGCCAGCUAGUUUUGUGCAAAGCUAACUGAGCCUGCUAUAUUAAUGUAAAAAUAAAACAUUAUUACACGAGAAUACAAAAUUAAUUUCAAUCUAUCAUGAGCAAAGAAAAAAAAAAGAACUUUUAAAACUUUUGUUUGCGGUUACCUACAUUGUAGAGGGUGACUCUGCCUUACCUAAACAGGUACAGUCAGGGGUUACAGUGGGGUUCAGCAGGUGGGGAACCCUAAGACUGGUUAUAGUGGCUCAGUGUGGGGUAAAAAAAUCACAGCUCACAAUUUCUAUUGUGAGCUCCAGUAGAUUUGCUUUGUGUACAGGCUGUGAUCAGCUGCUGCUCCGUUUGGAUUUACACAACUGAAUUCAACAAGAUGUAACCCCGUAUUUCACGAGCUAUCUUGGCUGAUUUCCACCCCAGUUGGUACAAAGAAUGAAUUCAGUGAAUGAAUCUAAGCGUCAUCAGCUUAAAUGAAAUGAAUCUCUGAUAUAAUUGAUGCAACCUACCAAUCAUCAUGAACACCACAGCUGCUGUGCACCAGUCCAGCACACAGCUUUACUGUAAAUUCACAACAUUACAUAAAACUAACCUGUUUAUCCUGCAGUAAACUGCAGUAUUUUGAAUAACACAGUCUACCUCAGUUUGUAUUGCAAGAUGUUUGAAAAAAAAAUCUGUAGGUUGUUUGUAAUGAUCUCCUCCUUUUGUCAUUCUCAAACCUUCUGCAGCAGAUAAACUGUAUUAGUGUUGUGUGCUUUGUACAUUUCUCCACACCUCCACAGAGUGGACCGCGUGUGGUUAUGGAACAAUACAGUUAGUGCAUAAAUGAUUGUCCAUUUAGUUUUAGAUAAUACUGCAAUCAUUUUGACAUGUUUGUUUUUCCAGUGUUUAUAUGAACGUUUCAGCAUAGUUAGGUCUCAGUUUAUGUUCAUGCAUUUGUAUUUCAACUUUGUUCAUCAUAAAUUUAAAUGUAGUUUUGUUCCUAUUUCUAAAUACGGGAUCAUUUGUUUUGCUAUAAUUAAGCAAUAAUUGAUUCAUUUUAAUUUGUUUCUUUAAAGGUUAGUCAUUACAAGUAUUGACCAUAUUUCUCUCAUCAGUUUAAAGUUAUCAGCAGUUUAUUCAAUAACUCACUGCACCUGAUCACCAAAUAAACUUGAUUUCACAAUAAAACCAAAAAUCCUCGUCAGUGAAAGUAGAUGGAGUGAUGGUGAGCAUCUUCUGUCAUUGGUGCCUAACAAAGGAUCUGCUAAUUCAA